Messenger RNA from Octodon degus (degu), 6478 nucleotides. RefSeq names its product HEAT repeat containing 5B (gene Heatr5b). The record is from RefSeq and is a predicted model, not a curated record. Gene Ontology annotation, cellular component: membrane; Golgi apparatus; endocytic vesicle. Gene Ontology annotation, biological process: endocytosis; intracellular protein localization; retrograde transport, endosome to Golgi. The transcript has 35 exons. Lineage: Eukaryota; Metazoa; Chordata; Mammalia; Rodentia; Octodontidae. The coding region runs from base 160 to 6186 and encodes 2008 amino acids.
GGGGGCGGCUGUGUCCGCCUCCGGAGCUCAGCUGGUCGGGUCUUGUCUGAAUAGGAGGUGAGGCAGUCCUCUUCCCCGCUACGGAGUGCAGUUUGACACAUUCACACGCGUCCGUCCUCCCGGAGGAGUUCACACAGGUGUGAAUUAAAAACUUCAGUAAUGGAAUUAGCGCACAGUUUAUUGCUAAAUGAAGAAGCUUUGGCCCAAAUCACUGAAGCAAAGAGACCAGUUUUUAUCUUUGAAUGGUUGCGAUUUCUUGAUAAAGUUUUGGUUGCUGCCAACAAGACUGAUGUAAAGGAAAAACAGAAAAAACUGGUUGAACAGUUAACUGGAUUAAUAAGUAGUUCACCUGGACCGCCUACACGAAAAUUAUUAGCUAAAAAUCUUGCAGCCCUGUAUAGCAUUGGGGAUACUUUUACAGUUUUUCAAACACUUGAUAAAUGUAAUGACAUUAUCAGAAAUAAAGAUGAUACUGCAGCCUACUUACCAACAAAACUGGCUGCAGUGGCUUGUGUUGGAGCAUUUUAUGAAAAAAUGGGGAGAAUGUUAGGCAGUGCCUUUCCAGAAACAGUAAAUAAUCUUUUGAAAUCUCUGAAAAAUGCAGAGUCUCAAGGGCGAAGUGAAAUCUUAAUGAGUCUACAGAAAGUUCUAAAUGGAUUGGGUGGUGCAGCAGCUUCCUCUCAUCGAGAUAUUUACAAGAACGCCAGGUCCCUCUUAACUGACAGAUCAAUGGCUGUUCGAUGUGCAGUGGCCAAGUGUCUGUUGGAACUCCAAAAUGAAGCUGUGUUCAUGUGGACUGCUGAACUGGAAAAUAUAGCUACUCUCUGCUUUAAGGCUUUGGAAAACUCAAACUACGGAGUACGAGUGUCAGUGGCUAAACUCUUAGGCACAGUCAUGGCCACAGCACUAAUGCCAAAACAGGCCACAGUAAUGCGUCAGAAUGUGAAACGAGCAACACUUGAUGAAGUUUUAGAACUGAUGGCCACAGGAUUUCUACGUGGAGGGUCAGGUUUCUUAAAGAGUGGUGGAGAAAUGUUAAAAGUUGGAGGGUCUGUAAAUCGUGAAGUGAGAGUCGGAGUUACUCAGGCAUACGUUGUUUUUGUAACAACUUUGGGUGGUCAGUGGCUGGAACGAAGCUUUGCUACAUUCUUGUCCCACGUACUUGAUCUCGUUUCCCACCCUCGGGCAACACAAACACAUGUGGAGGCUGUGUAUUCAAGACGGUGUGUGUCCUUUAUCCUAAGAGCUACUGUCGGGAGUUUGCUGGGUGAAAAAGCCCAGAUAGCAGCUGCUAAAGAGAUCUGUCAAGCUAUUGGAAAACAAAUGAAAGCAGUAGAAGCAGUAGUGAAUGAUACAAGUAGUGAGAACAAAUCAGGUGCAGCAGACAUUGCAGCGAGCCAGCACGUGAUGGUCUGUGCCCUGCAGGAGCUUGGGAGCCUGGUACAGAGCCUGAACGCCACUGCUUCUCCACUUAUUCAGGAAGCAUCUAUAGGCCUUUUGGAGAUUGUCACUUCAGUGCUCCUUCAUCCAAGCAUAGCUGCUCGACUUGCUGCUGCAUGGUGUUUGCGCUGUGUGGCUGUGGCAUUACCUUUUCAGUUGACACCAUUUUUAGACAGGUGUGCAGAACGGCUGAACAACUUGAAGACAUCACCAGAAGCUGUUAGUGGAUACAGUUUUGCUAUGGCUGCUCUGUUAGGUGGAGUUCAUCAGUGCCCUCUGGGGAUCCCUCACUCCAAAGGAAAGAUGGUAGUUAGUAUUGCUGAAGAUCUGUUACGAACUGCUGCCCAAAAUAGCCGGCUGUCUUUGCAGCGCACCCAAGCUGGAUGGCUUUUACUUGGCGCACUUAUGACUUUAGGACCAUCUGUUGUUCGUUAUCAUCUGCCAAAGAUGUUGUUAUUAUGGCGAAAUGUUUUUCCUCGUUCCUUAAAGGAAUUGGAGGCUGAGAAGGCUCGAGGGGAUUCUUUUACCUGGCAGGUAACUUUGGAAGGUCGUGCUGGAGCUUUAUGUGCUAUGAGGAGUUUUGUUGCACACUGUCCUGAGCUCCUAACUGAAGAUGUGAUUAGAAAAUUAAUGACUCCUAUAGAAUGUGCUAUGACUAUGAUGUCACACAUUCCAUCUGUAAUUAAAGCCCAUGGAGCUCAUCUGAAAGCUAGUGCUGCAAUGGUCCGUUUAAGACUUUAUGACAUCUUGGCUUUGUUACCUCCAAAAACUUACGAAGGAUCUUUCAAUGCACUUCUUAGAGAACUGGUAGCAGAAUUCACCUUGACUGAUAACUCAGCCAACACCACUACCUCUCUCCUCCGGUCACUCUGCCAUUAUGACGAUAGUGUUCUUCUUGGUUCCUGGCUUCAAGAAACUGAUCAUAAAUCAAUUGAAGAUCAGCUCCAGCCAAACAGUGCAUCUGGAAGUGGGGCUCUGGAGCAUGACCCUUCCUCCAUCUACCUGCGAAUACCUGCUGGGGAAGCAGUGCCUGGUCCUCUCCCUCUGGGAGUCUCAGUCAUUGAUGCUUCUGUGGCUCUUUUUGGUGUAGUGUUUCCUCAUGUUUCCUAUAAACACCGGUUAGUAUUAAGUUAUUCAGAGUUACAUAAUGAUUUAUCUACCCCAUUGAUUUUGGUCCUGUUGUUGAGGCUGCAUAUUGUGGCUGGAGGCUUAGCUGAAAACAAAAGUACUUUGGGCCCCGAGGAAGUUCGUAAAUCAGCUCUGACCCUGGUCAUGGGAGCUCUUGACAACCCAAACCCCAUCCUUCGGUGUGCAGCAGGGGAAGCUCUUGGAAGAAUGGCUCAAGUGGUGGGAGAAGCAACUUUUAUUGCUAGAAUGGCCCAGUACAGCUUUGACAAGUUGAAGUCAGCUCGAGAUGUUGUAUCUAGGACUGGUCAUUCAUUGGCUCUUGGUUGUUUGCAUCGUUAUGUUGGUGGUAUAGGCUCAGGACAACACCUGAAGACUAGUGUCAGCAUCUUAUUAGCUCUUGCACAAGAUGGAACAUCCCCUGAAGUCCAGACUUGGUCUCUUCAUUCACUUGCUUUGAUAGUGGAUUCUAGUGGGCCAAUGUAUCGUGGCUAUGUAGAACCAACAUUAUCUCUGGUUCUUACCUUGCUGUUGACAGUUCCACCUUCACAUACAGAAGUUCAUCAGUGUUUGGGUAGAUGCUUGGGUGCUAUAAUAACUACUGUUGGCCCUGAACUACAAGGGAAUGGAGCAACAAUUUCUACAAUUCGUUCCUCUUGCUUGGUGGGUUGUGCGAUCACCCAGGACCAUUCAGAUUCUCUUGUUCAGGCAGCUGCUAUAUCGUGCCUUCAGCAGCUUCACAUGUUUGCACCUCGACAUGUCAAUCUCUCUAGUCUUGUUCCUAGCCUUUGUGUUCAUUUAUGUAGUUCCCAUUUGUUACUUCGACGAGCUGCUGUGGCUUGUCUUCGACAACUUGCACAGCGAGAAGCAGCUGAAGUGUGUGAAUAUGCCAUGAGCCUGGCAAAAAAUGCAGGGGACAAAGAGAGCAGUGGUGGCCAUGUCAAUCCUUUUGCACCAGGAGUUAGUUGUCGAAGCGAUAUUCAUUGCCGGCAUCAAGGUGUUAACAUAACAGAAACUGGUUUGGAGGGACUUCUUUUUGGAAUGUUAGAUCGUGAGACAGAUCGGAAAUUGUGUUCUGAUAUUCAUGACACGUUGGGCCAUAUGCUUUCAUCACUGGCAGUGGAAAAACUUUCCCAUUGGCUAAUGCUUUGUAAGGAUGUCCUGGCAGCAUCUAGUGAUAUGAGUACUGCAACACCCUUAAGUAGUGGAAAAGAUGAAGAAUCUGAGAAAAAAGAUGAAAUGGAUGACGAUACCAUGUUUACCACUCUAGGCGAGGAAGAUAAGUCAAAGCCUUUUGUAGCACCUCGCUGGGCCACUCGAGUGUUUGCUGCUGACUGCCUGUGCCGAAUCAUCCACUUAUGUGAGAAUGCAGACCAGGCUCACUUUGAUCUUGCCAUGGCACGUUCUGCUAAACUACGAAACCCUAAAAGUAAAUUUAAAUCAGUGGGUGCUGCUUUAAGACCAGCCUUCUCACAGGAUACACCAUCAGAUAUAAUAGCAAAGGCUUGCCAGGUAUGCAGUACAUGGAUUGGAAGUGGAGUUGUCAGUGACCUCAAUGAUCUCCGUCGAGUACACAAUCUGCUUGUUUCUUCUCUGGACAAAGUUCAAGCUGGAAAAGGAUCUUCCAGUCAGCUGUAUCGGGAGAGUGCCACAACUAUGGAGAAACUGGCUGUCCUCAAAGCGUGGGCCGAGGUAUAUGUGGUUGCUAUGAAUAUUAAAAAGGAAGCAGAGUCAAAACCAAAAAGAGGAAGUAAAGCUACUGAUGAUGAAGAUGAGGACUUGGGUGCCCUGGGUGAGCUACCUGCGGACAGUUUAAUAACGCUGGUGCAGCCCGAGCUUCCCACGCUUAGUCGCCUGUGGUUGGCAGCGCUGAAAGACUAUGCCCUUUUGACUUUACCAGCCGAGUUUGCUAGUCAGCUCCCUCCAGAUGGUGGAGCGUUCUAUACACCGGAGACUAUUGAUACAGCCAGACUUCACUAUCGGAAUUCCUGGGCUCCAGUUCUCCAUGCAGUGGCGCUUUGGUUAAACAGCACAGGGUUUGCAUGUUCAGAGUCCACAGAAGCAGCAGCAGUGUCUAGUUCACAAAAACGUUCUACAGCUGUCAGUUUAAACCAGGCAUCAGGAACAGCAGCCAGUGCUAAAUCCUUGCCAGAAAUUAAUACAGACAGAAUGCACCUGAUUUUAGGUGUGAGUAUACAGUUUCUCUGUUCCCCUAGACCUGAGGAGCCCAUUGAACAUGUUACAGCGUGCCUCCAGGCCUUACAUACCUUGCUAGACUCUCCUUAUGCACGAAGCCAUAUUGCAGAAGACCAGCUGAUUGGUGUUGAGUUGCUGAGUGUCUUGCACCGCCUCCUGUUGACCUGGAACCUAUCAUCUAUCCAGCUAUUGGUUACUGGAGUUGUCCAACAGAUAGUAAGAGCUGCUCAGGAUUACCUUCAAGACAAGAGAAGCGUUCUAAAUGAAGAUGAUAUGGAGAAAGAAUCUUGUGUUGUAUUAGGAGAAGGUGGUGACAGCGGUGGCCUCAUUCCUGGAAAAUCUCUUGUGUUUGCAACUAUGGAGCUACUGAUGUUCAUUUUAGUGCGCCAUAUGCCACAACUGAGUACCAAGAUGUCAGAUUCGCCAACUCACCUCUCCACGAAAACUCAGCUCUCAGAAGAAAGUGCUCGUUUGGUGGCAGCCACAGUCACCAUUCUCUCUGAUUUACCAUCCCUUUGUUCACCUGCCGGAUGUAUGACAAUCCUGCCCACAAUUCUGUUCUUAAUUGCAAGAAUAUUGAAAGACACAGCAAUAAAGUCUGUAGAUAAUCAAGUUCCUCUGCCUGUCAGUGCGGCUCUUCAAGGGAUUAAAAGUAUUGUGACACUUUCAAUGGCCAAAACUGAGGAAACCCAGAAGCAGUGGACAGCUCUAAUUCGUAGCACUCUUGCAUGCAUCCUAGAAUAUUCUCAACCAGAGGAUUCUAUGCCUGUGCCUGAUGAAGUAAGCAUGCUAACAGCAAUUGCCCUCUUCCUGUGGUCUGCUAGUAGUGAAAUAAUAGGAGUCCAGUCAUUACAGAGUGGCUGCAUGAGCAGAUUUAAAAAUGCAUUAAAUUCAUGUGAUCCAUGGGUUCAAGCCAAAUGUUACCAGCUUCUCCUCUCAGUCUUCCAACAUUCCAAUCGUGCCCUCUCAACUCCAUAUAUCCAUUCAUUAGCACCAAUAGUGGUUGAAAAGUUAAAAGCUGUUGAAAGAAACAGACCAGCCAGUAACACAGAACUUUUAGCUGUUCAAGAAGGAAUUAAAGUUCUUGAAACACUGGUUGCUCUCGGUGAGGAACAAAACAGAGUCCAGUUACUUGCUCUUUUAGUGCCCACUUUGAUCUCUUACCUGCUGGAUGAGAAUUCUUUUGCUUCAGCAAGUUCAGCCUCCAAAGAUCUUCAUGAGUUUGCACUCCAGAAUUUAAUGCAUAUUGGACCUUUGUAUCCACAUGCUUUCAAGGCAGUAAUGGGGGCUGCUCCAGAGUUGAAAGUACGCCUGGAAACUGCUGUUCGAGCAAGCCAAGCAAGCAAAGCUAAAGCGGCUGCCAGGCAGCCAGCCCCUACCAUACAUUCUACACCAACAAUUAAGCUAAAAACAAGUUUUUUUUAAUGUGUUCUGUUCUUUUUUAGUUAUAUUUUAAUCUUGUUAGUGAUAGCCACUAAUGAUUCCAAGCUAUAAAUUGUUUUAUUUGUAUAUUGGUAUUCUGUUGCUUCCAAAGAGGUUAAGUGAAAUAAUGUUCACACCACUGACUGGUUUCUAAGGAGUGCUAGUUUAAAAUUCACGUGAAUAUAUUUUCAUUGUUCUCGCAAGUAUGUUUCUCUUUAAUUAACUUUUUGUUGUUGUUAUUACUGUUUUGGUGAUCCUGGAUUGAAUCCAGGGUGUUGUGCAUGCUAAGCAUGUG